UUACAGUGAAUGUUAAUGGGGGUCAUUUAGCUGUCUCCACCACUUCCCUUGACAUAGAACAAGUGCCCUGAAUGAUAUGCCACACUCUGACUAAACUUAAAUGUCCUUUUUUAAUCACAGAUUGGGUACAAUGGAAGUGAAGGUGACAGUGGACGGUAUCCCGCGCGUGGUUUGUGGUGUUACUGAGGAAACAACAUGCCAAGAUGUGGUCAUAGUGCUGGCUCAAGCCCUAGGUCAACCAGGGCGCUACACACUGCAGGAGAAAUUUAAAGACUUUGAGAGGUGCAUGGCACCCAGCGAAUGCCUUCUGGAGACUCUUGAGAGGUAUGGUGAGCAGGCCAGGGAGGUCCGACUCACACUGCUUCACAACGGACCCUCAGUCUGGGACGAAAUGAGCAGGACAAAAGUUGGCAGAUACCAGCCCUGCCCGCCACUGAGAAGAAAAGACGCAGGCACCAGAAUGCGGAGGGGCAGUGGUCCACUAAGUUUGCAUCGUCAAAGCUUGCCGCCGUUGUCCUGUUUUAGACAAGAGGCUGAGCAGCAAAAAGAGGAACUGAAAAGGCCUAAAAGAAAGUCUCUUACACUCAUGGAGGAGGCCUGGGAAUGGCUGGAGAAUCUGGGUAAAGGCAAGGUCUACAGUACUGCAUGUCAUAAGGAAAGCAGUAAGAGGACAGAUAAAAGGUAUCUCACAUCUUUGGGUGUUUGUCUCACUGUUGACGAAGGUAAAUCAGGUCGAAGUAGCAGAGGCAAAGUCAGAGAUCAGAAAGGCUUAAAAUCAGACUUGGAUCAUCAAACAUCCUGCUGCAUGGGAACUCACACAAAGGGUAAGGAAAGCAAAUGCUUAGAGAAAACUCAAGAGACAAAAUCUGAUGACCUGCACAAUUCAAACCGUGCUGCAACUGAGGAUGAGAAAAACCGUCUAAGAGAAACCAUAAUAUAUCAGCUCAGCUGUUUGCAGGAUUUACAGGCCCAGAUAGCAAACAUAGACCGACAGAUUUUGGAGCUUGAACAAAAACAGAUGGCCAAAAAAGCUGAGCAGGAAGCCCAGCAGAGAAUGGUUGAAGAGGAGAUGGAGCAGAUCAAGUUCUGGGAGAAUGAAUUAAAGGCUGAGGAAGGUUACGAGAAGGAUUUGCAAUGCCAGUUCCUUGACAUGAAGGCAAAUGCUGCAGGGUGCAAGGCCAAACUGGAGGAGUACAAGCGCAAAAUGCAAGGGCUUGAUUUCUUUGCAACUCACAAUGUUGCUCAUGAGGAUUCAGAGAUAUUUUCAAAAGUUGGUGCAAAUGCUGCCACAGAGAUUUCAGCUGUUUCAACUGAGGACCGAUAUCAGCAACAAUCUGAACAAGAUGGGGAUGUAAAUAUUAACAGGAAGUUCCUGUCCAGAGGGGACUUGAAACCUCCUCAUGCUCUAGUUCCUCCCAACCAGAUAAAGGAGCGACGGCCCACAGGGCCCACAGAGCUGCGGGAGUGGUGGACACGCUGGGCUCAAGCCCAGAGUGCUCCAACACAGACUAAAAAGAAGGAAACAAAGGAAGACUCCUAUUUUAAUUGGCAUCUGCAGGUGGGCUCGACUCCCAUUUUGGGUAUCCAACCCAAGUGACCUUGCAUUCUGGCAAACAAAGGGACAAAAGGAAGUUCUCCUGCUUUUGCUUUAAGAGGGCAGCUUUCGUCUGUGCAUUCUAGGGAUUCAGCCCUCAUUUUGAGAGAUUAACUUUUUGUACUGAAUGGAAAUUAAACUUUCAUGCUGAAAGAAAGUGCUGUCUCUGAGGAUACAAGCAGAGAUUGGGUAAUGCAUUUUACCAUUUUCAAAUUAUAUAAACACACAACAGCACACCUUAAGAGCGCUGGUGCAAGUAUUCAUUUUAGAGGUGUGGGACUGGGCCACUGACUGAGCUUCUUAUGUGGUAAUUUGUACAUCAUCAUCUCAACAGGCCUUGACUGUGUUUCUUACUGUGGAAAGCUCACCUAUGCAUAAUGCACCUGUCUUUUCUAUAACCGUUGUCUUAUCUCUGCAAAUGUCUUUUUAAGAUUACUUUUUUGUCCUUAAGUGAACACUGGAGUGUAACACAAUAAAUUGUUGUCACAGCCUCUUUAUCCUUUUUAUCUGUAAAUAAAGCGGAUUUGCUGCCUCUCUCUGAAAAUAAAGACAAUU
Molecule: messenger RNA, 2149 nt
Organism: Epinephelus fuscoguttatus (brown-marbled grouper)
Lineage: Eukaryota; Metazoa; Chordata; Actinopteri; Perciformes; Serranidae
Gene: rassf11
Product: Ras association domain family member 11
Exons: 3
Coding region: 101-1597 (498 amino acids)
Biological process (GO): signal transduction
Source: RefSeq, a predicted model, not a curated record